AUGGCUUUCGUCACCGUCGCAGCGGCGACGCUGCCCAGUGUUCCCUUGGACUUCCAGGGGAAUCGUGACAGGAUCAUCGAGUCCAUUCGCAUCGCCAAGGCAAAAGGUGCCACCCUUCGCACGGGGCCCGAGCUCGAGAUUCCCGGCUAUUCUUGUUUGGAUCACCAUCUGGAGGGGGAUACCGUCUUCCACUCCUGGGAGGUCUUGGCGGAAAUCAUCAGCGAUGAGGCUUGCAAGGGAAUGCUCGUUGAUGUCGGCAUGGGCUGCCGCCACCGAAACGUCUUGUACAACUGCCGGGUCCUGUGCACGUAUAAGCGCAUCUUGUUCAUUCGGUACUCUCCGCUUCCUCUUCGCUUCCUCGUCCAACUGUUGAUCCUAGCUAACGGCCACAGACCCAAAAUGUCCCUCGCAAACGAUGGGCUCUAUCGAGAGGCCCGUCACUUUACCGCCUGGGUCAAGAAGAUGCAAACGGAAACGUACUAUCUGGAAAGCGUCAUCGAAAAGGUUACCGGCCAGCACACCGUUCCCAUCGGUGACGCCAUCCUGUCCACUCUCGACACGGCCGUCGGCUGCGAGACGUGCGAGGAAAUGUUUACGCCCAGCAGCCCGUCCACCUACAUGUCCCUCAACGGGUGCGAGAUCAUUCUCAACAGCAGCGCCUCGCACGCUGAGCUGCGAAAGUUAAGGACGCGAAUAGAGCUCAUUGCCAAUUCGACGAGAAAGACGGGAGGUUGCUACGUCUAUGCCAACGCCACCGGCAUCGACGGUGAGGCCCGGAUGAUGUUUGAUGGAUCCUCCAUGGUUUUGUUGAACGGCAACGUGCUGGAACAAGGUCCUCAGUUCUCCCUCAGUCCUGUUCACGUCAUGACGGCAACGUUCGACAUUGAAGAGAUUCGAAGCUUCCGCUGUAGCAUGUCUCGGAACGUUCAAGGUGCUGCGCAGCCCGAUUAUCCUCGCGUCGAGUUUGACAUGCGAUUGUCACGUCCCGUCAACGACGUCUUCCUGCUGGACACGAUUCGAAUCUCUCGUCCCAUGCAGCCCCGCAUCCUCGAUCCCAUGUCGGAAAUCUGGAUGAGCACCAGCGUUUUCCUCUGGCAGUGUGAGCCAUCGCAGCAACAUGACCUCGUGAGAACAAACUCGGCCGGUUUCUUCCUCAGUCUCUCGGGAGGACUCGACAGCGCGACGGUGGCACUCUUCGUGUACGGCAUGGCCAAAAUGGUCCUGGCGUCGAUUGAGGCCGGAGAGGAAACGACGUUGGCGGAUCUGCGACGCGUGACAGGAGUCCGUGACUUUCGUCCCGAAACGCCGCAUGAGAUUGUCAACCGAUUGCUGACGACGUGCUAUACGUCAACCGUCAACUCGUCCAACGAGACCCGAUCUCGCGCGGAGAGGCUCUCGGAAAAGCUGGGCGCGUGGCAUCUGAGCAUUCCGAUCGACAACAUCGUCGAGUCCUAUCACUCCCUCAUCAAAACAGCACUACACUUCACGCCGCACUACGCCGUCGAAGGCGGGACGCAAGCGGAGAAUCUCGCCUUGCAAAACCUACAGGCGAGGAACCGCAUGGUGGUGCAGUACACACUCGCGCAGCUCGUCACGACAGCGCGAAAACUUCCGAGGGCCGGGUCGGCACUGCUCGUCCUCACCAGCGGCAACGUAGACGAAGCUUUGCGUGGCUAUGUGACAAAGUACGACGCCAGCAGCGGAGACAUCGCGCCCCUCGGCAGCAUCUCCAAAAACGACGCGAAACAAUUUCAGGCGUGGGCGCGAGAGCAAUGGAGUCUACCCAUGUUGACGGUAUGCGUCCCAGGUCCUGUCCCUCUCGACCGACAGGGACACUUCGCUCACUUCCAGCAGGAGUUUCUUGAAGCUACGCCAUCGGCCGAGCUGCUGCCGCUCUCGGCCGGAGUGCAGGACGACGAAUCCGAGUCCGAGAUGGGCUUGACGUAUGACGAGCUCUCCAUGUUCGGCAUACUGCGCAAGGUGGAGAAGCUGGGCCCGUGGUCCUGCUACCUGCGCCUUCUGGGACUCUGGAAGGACAAGGAGGGCAUGACGCCAGUGAAGAUUGCGGAAAAGUGCAUGCGAUUCUUCAGGCACUAUUCCAUGCAACGCCACAAAUCAACCAUAUUAACGCCUUCGGUUCAUCUUUCGGCGUACAAUCCCGACGACAACAGGGCGGACCUGCGGCCGUUCUUGUACGUUGUUAACUGGCCAUUCCAGUUCGGCAAGAUUCGGGAACACGCCGAGGAGCUAGAGCGAAUGUUGAAGAAGAAGGUAUAG
Messenger RNA from Drechmeria coniospora, 2277 nucleotides. RefSeq names its product NAD+ synthase. Gene Ontology annotation, molecular function: glutaminase activity; ATP binding; NAD+ synthase (glutamine-hydrolyzing) activity. Lineage: Eukaryota; Fungi; Ascomycota; Sordariomycetes; Hypocreales; Ophiocordycipitaceae. Gene Ontology annotation, cellular component: cytoplasm. The transcript has 16 exons. Gene Ontology annotation, biological process: NAD+ biosynthetic process. Bases 1 to 2277 code for a protein of 758 amino acids. The record is from RefSeq and is a predicted model, not a curated record.